Phodopus roborovskii (desert hamster) is the source of this 2343-nucleotide messenger RNA. RefSeq names its product GDP dissociation inhibitor 1 (gene Gdi1). Gene Ontology annotation, biological process: protein transport; small GTPase-mediated signal transduction; vesicle-mediated transport. NCBI's taxonomy places the organism in Eukaryota, Metazoa, Chordata, Mammalia, Rodentia, Cricetidae. Gene Ontology annotation, molecular function: Rab GDP-dissociation inhibitor activity. The record is from RefSeq and is a predicted model, not a curated record. The coding region runs from base 134 to 1477 and encodes 447 amino acids. The transcript has 11 exons. Gene Ontology annotation, cellular component: cytoplasm.
GACGCAGCGGAGGGAUCUUGAGACGACUGAUAGCCGCCAUCUUUAGUUCAGUGCGGCGGCAAAGGCAGAGGCAGUGACUGCUGUGGUGAAAGAGGAGGAGGAGCUGAACGGGCGUUGGUACCAAGGCCUGACCAUGGAUGAGGAAUACGAUGUGAUAGUACUGGGGACAGGUCUUACAGAAUGCAUCUUGUCUGGCAUCAUGUCUGUGAAUGGAAAGAAGGUGCUGCACAUGGACCGGAACCCUUAUUAUGGGGGUGAGAGCUCUUCCAUCACACCCCUGGAGGAGCUAUAUAAACGCUUUCAGUUGCUGGAAGGGCCCCCUGAGUCAAUGGGCCGGGGCCGAGACUGGAAUGUUGACUUGAUCCCCAAAUUUCUCAUGGCCAAUGGUCAGCUGGUAAAAAUGCUACUGUAUACAGAAGUGACUCGUUAUCUGGACUUCAAGGUGGUAGAGGGCAGCUUUGUAUACAAGGGAGGCAAGAUCUACAAAGUACCAUCCACUGAGACUGAGGCCUUGGCUUCUAAUCUGAUGGGCAUGUUUGAAAAACGACGCUUCCGAAAAUUCCUGGUGUUUGUGGCAAACUUUGAUGAGAAUGACCCCAAAACCUUUGAGGGUGUCGACCCUCAGACCACCAGCAUGCGUGAUGUCUACCGGAAGUUUGAUCUGGGCCAAGAUGUCAUUGAUUUCACUGGCCAUGCCUUGGCGCUCUACCGAACUGAUGAUUACCUGGAUCAGCCCUGUCUUGAGACUAUUAACCGCAUCAAGUUGUACAGUGAGUCAUUGGCCCGGUAUGGCAAGAGUCCAUAUUUGUACCCACUCUAUGGCCUGGGUGAGCUGCCUCAGGGCUUUGCAAGAUUGAGUGCCAUAUAUGGGGGAACAUAUAUGCUGAACAAACCUGUGGAUGACAUCAUCAUGGAGAAUGGCAAGGUGGUGGGUGUGAAAUCUGAGGGAGAGGUGGCCCGCUGCAAGCAGCUGAUCUGUGACCCGAGCUACAUCCCAGACCGUGUACGGAAGGCUGGCCAGGUUAUUCGCAUCAUCUGUAUACUCAGCCACCCCAUCAAGAACACCAAUGAUGCCAAUUCUUGCCAAAUUAUCAUCCCUCAGAACCAGGUCAACAGGAAGUCAGAUAUCUAUGUGUGCAUGAUCUCCUAUGCACACAAUGUGGCAGCACAAGGCAAAUACAUCGCCAUUGCCAGCACCACCGUGGAGACGGCAGAACCAGAAAAGGAGGUUGAGCCUGCAUUGGAGCUGUUGGAACCCAUUGACCAGAAGUUUGUGGCUAUCAGUGACUUGUAUGAGCCUAUUGAUGAUGGUUCUGAGAGUCAGGUGUUUUGUUCCUGCUCCUAUGAUGCCACCACACACUUUGAGACUACUUGCAAUGACAUCAAAGAUAUCUACAAACGCAUGGCUGGGUCUGCCUUUGAUUUUGAGAACAUGAAGCGCAAACAGAAUGAUGUCUUUGGAGAGGCAGAUCAGUGAUUGCUGACUCCCCUCUUCCAGCCCCUGCUCCCCUUUCCCCAACCUGUAUGUCCUUUUAUGGGGCAGGGAAGAUAGUAUGGCUGGGCAUCUCUGUUUCCAGCAUCUUAUGUUUCCCCCCACCACCACAUUCUGAUCACUCAUCUCAUUUCUCAUUGAUUUGAUUCACUGACCAAAUCUUUAACAUUAGCGAUGGUUUGGGAGAUGGGGGUUGGAUAGUAUUUUUUUUCUUGGUUCUAGGAAAAGAGGAUUCCUGUGUGUGAGCAUGUGUGCUCACCAGUGUGUGUGUGUGUGUGUGUGUGUGUGUGUGUGUGUGUGUGUGUGUGUAUUUGUGCAUGGGCAUGUGUAUGUGUAUAUGUACACCCUAAUUUUGCUGUUCAGGAAGGAGUGGAGGAAAAGCUGACUGCCCCCACUGUUCUUGCUCCUAUGUAGUGGCCUUUGGAGAUACCCCAUCUUCUCCCCUAACUCUUAUGUGUUGGAGAAAAGGGACCCUCCCAGCACAAAAUUGCAUUCCUCUUCCCCCUUAUAAUUUAUUCUAAUUUAUUAACUUUGACAUACCUGUCUGAGCCCUUAUCCUUUCUGUGUAGCGUGGCCUCUCCCAAUCCUGGCAGAGUCUGGGUUUAGGUGUGGUCCCCUCUGGGAGUUUUCUAUUUUUAAUUUCUAGUCUUUGUGUUGUGUUCUCUAAGAAAAAGUAAAUGUGAGCAAAGCAGAAGGAGGUAGGAAAGUAGAUCCAAACCCCAGUAUGCCCUGCCCCAUGCCUUUUCCUUUAGUGGUGGGAAACCCUUAUCUUGCAAAGUGAAUGUGUCCCCUUCCCCAACCUCUAGUGUAUUUCAAAGUAAAAACCUCCCAAUAAAACUCUUGAAACCUUA